This is a messenger RNA of Striga asiatica, 420 nucleotides long. NCBI's taxonomy places the organism in Eukaryota, Viridiplantae, Streptophyta, Magnoliopsida, Lamiales, Orobanchaceae. The record is from the annotation of a GenBank genome assembly.
AUGAGUGCAUCUGACAAUAAAGGUUCUCCAUCUGACAUUCCUCAACAUCCAGAGCCACAGUCUCCAUUAAAAACAUCAACCAGUCAAGUGGAGGACAAUAACCAGAUUGUGAUGGUCCAAAGUGGUUCAGCUCAGCACAAUUUACCAAAUGCUAGUAUAGCUCACUCAUUAGAUGAGGAUAUCAGUCAACACUCUGCUGCCAUUGUGAAGAAGCACUCUUUGAAUCCCUCUCCUAUGUCUCUCUCACGUGUUGUUCAAGACCCUUCUGAAAUUGAUCCGGAUAAAACUAUGGAAAUGGUCUCUAUCCGCAACAACCAACAGCAACUCAGUUUGGCGCAUGAAGGCAUCAAGAUGCCUCAAAGAACACUUACCAGAACAUGGAAAAGAGCUGUUUUCAAAGAUGGUAGACUCCAGAGAUAG